Messenger RNA from Dreissena polymorpha, 1410 nucleotides. RefSeq lists its product as uncharacterized. The transcript is spliced from 3 exons. The coding region runs from base 1 to 1410 and encodes 469 amino acids. The record is from RefSeq and is a predicted model, not a curated record. Gene Ontology annotation, molecular function: protein dimerization activity. NCBI's taxonomy places the organism in Eukaryota, Metazoa, Mollusca, Bivalvia, Myida, Dreissenidae.
AUGGCACUGCGCAUCCUCCGUAAAGUGGCCAGCGACAUCAAGACAAACGAGUUUUACACAAUCAUGGCUGACGAGACAACAGACAAGGCCAACCGAGAACAAGUGGUGUUAGUCUUCAGACACGUGGACAAGGACUUUAAUGUGCACGAGGACUUUGUUGGGCUUUACCAAUGCAGAGGGCAGUGUUAUGACGGGGCCAGCAACAUGACCGGAGCGAGGCGUGGUGUGGCGACCAACAUCUUAGCCAAGGAGGAGCGAGCUGUGUUCACGCACCGCUACGGACAUGCGCUCAAUCUGGCUGUUGGGGACUGUGUACGUCAGUGCAAGCUCUUGCGCGACACCAUGGAUACGGUGCAUGAAGUCUCCUUACUGAUUAAGUAUUCACCAAAUAGGGACAGUACCUUUCAGACCCUGAAGGAGGAGAUCAGCCCCGAUACCCCUGGGUUCCGCGUACUGUGCCCCACGAGAUACAUUGUGGGACACCUGCUACGAGCAGACCAACGACUCGGAGAUCCGUUCCAGGAUAGUAGGCGUGCGGUCCAGAUGGAGAGCUUCGAUCUCUUCUUUGGUGUACACCUGGGUCACAUCAUCCUGCGACAUACAGACAACUUGAGCCGCACCCUACAACAGAAGGACAUGUCCGCAUCAGAGAGUCAGGCAGUUGCUUCAAUGACGGUGGAAACAUUGACCAGAAAGCGCUCCGACGAUGCCUUCGACAAGUUUUGGGUUGACGUCAACAGUAAGCUCGAUGACGUCGACGUAGGAGUGCCAGUGGUUCCCAGGCGACGCAAGGUGCCGAAACGCUAUGACUUUGGGACCGGGGCCCACGAGUAUCCAGCCACAGCACGUGAUCGGUACCGCCAGGUCUACUUUGAAGCAUUCGAUUGGGUGAUCGCGUGUAUCAAGGACAGAUUCGCUGAGCCAGGCUUCAAGACCUACAGAUCCCUCCAAGACCUUCUGGUGUGCUGCGCCCGUGGUGGUGACUACGCCACUCAUCUGCGGAGCGUGUUGGACUUCUACAGUGACGACUUCAACGAGGAUGCGCUAACCACUCAGCUUGAGACGUACCAGGUCGCCGUACGGGACAAGGAUGUCAAGACCAUCACGGACAUUGUCACGUUCUUCCGCGACUUGCCUCCUGAGUCUCGCCUCUUUUUCUUGGAGGUGAUGCGCGUCCUCCGCCACGUCAUGGUAAUGCCCGCCACCAACGCCACCAGCGAGAGGUCCUUCUCCGCCCUGAGACGCCUUAAAACGUACCUCCGGACGUCUAUGAAACAGGAGAGACUCACCAACCUCAUGACGCUCCACGUGCACAGGUGUGCUAACGCAGCAAUGGACUUGUUAGAUGUUGCCAAUGAGUUCGUCAGUUUAAACGACUCACGGUUAACUAUCUUCGGGAAGUUUUCAUAG